Messenger RNA from Aspergillus chevalieri, 1629 nucleotides. Its product is annotated as ankyrin repeat domain-containing protein. The record is from RefSeq and is a predicted model, not a curated record. The transcript has a single exon. NCBI's taxonomy places the organism in Eukaryota, Fungi, Ascomycota, Eurotiomycetes, Eurotiales, Aspergillaceae. Gene Ontology annotation, molecular function: protein binding. Bases 1 to 1629 code for a protein of 542 amino acids.
AUGGAUCACCAAGAUGCUUUGAUCAGCGUUCUGCCUCCAAAGGGUCCAGACCGAAAGAAGCUACUCGAAUUAGUAUCUGGACGUACACCGCUGGUAUGUGCCGUUGAAAUCGGCCAUACAGGGGUGAUUCAACUAUUGCUGCAGUACAACGAGGACAUCAAUGAGAGAGAUGAGGUUGAGGGUAAGACGGCGCUACACAGGGCUGUUGAAAGCGGCAACGAGGAGAUUAUCAAGUUACUACUCCAGUCAGAUGCUGAUGUUGAGGUGGCUGAUCUCAAUGGGCACACACCACUCUGUCUUGCCGCAGCUGAAUGUCAACUCGCGGCUGUAGAGCUACUCCUGAAGUCCAACGCCAACGUCCACGUCACCAACAACAAAGGCCGGACUCCGUUGGCCCUUGUCAUCAUCGGCAUGGCCCCUGAACAAGAGACAUUUCCUGAAAAGGCCAGAAUCAUUCAGCGUCUGGUUGAGAAUGGGAGUGACAUUGAGACCCGGGAUGAAGAUGGCCUUACUCCACUGCUCACAGCUGCGUGUAUCGGUGUUGUGGGCUUGAUGGAGCCGUUAUUGAAGCACGGGGCGGACGUUGAUGCCCGCGGUCCGAAAGGCGAGACAGCACUUUUUUCAGCCGUAACUUGGGGCAAUGAGGAAAUGGCGAAGCUCCUCCUCAAUUAUAAUGCAAACGUCAAUCAUUAUGCAAAUUUCAACACUUUUGACUCUAUUCUGCUGACGCCAUUGGAAUUGACACUAUCCCUUCCCUGGGACUGGGGCAAGCGACGCGUCGUGGAAAUAUUAUUGGAAAAUGGAGCCGACCUGCUGGAAAGAAGAGGAAAUUUUGAAUUGAGCAUUUUGGGAAAAGCCAUUGGCUUUGGCAACCUGGAGUUGACGAAGCUGGUUCUCGACCAUGGAGGCGACAUCGAGCAGGGCAGAAUCCAUUUUCCUCCUCUGUGCUUUGCCGCAUAUCAGCGACAGGAGGGCAUAGUUCAACUCUUGAUAGAACGUGGCGAAUCUCUCCAAAGAACAGAUGGCCGCUACGGACGAAAUGCACUCUCCUGGGCGGCCUCUCGCGGCAAUACAGCCGUGUUCAACCGGCUGUUACAGACCCCCGGAAUUGGAUGGGAUGACGCGGAUCGAAUAGGCCGGACUCCACUAUUCUAUGCAGCUGUUAAAGGCCAUGAUAUGUUCUUCAAACAGCUCAGAUUGCUGGGAAGUGAUAUUCAUCGCCAGGAUCGAUUUGGCCUUACGCCCUUGAUUGUGGCUGUUCAACACGGUCAUAGAGAUCUGAUCCGGCAGAUCCUCGACAAUCAUCCGCUAUCACAAGAGCCUCAAGAUCGGUUUGGCCGCAGUCUAUCAUGGUGGAUACGGGCGACGGGCAACACCUGGAUUCGAGACCUCCUGAUCAGGUAUGGUAUGCGACUGGGAGAUGCACAGAUGGGACAAGAGUACUCGUCUCCUGUCAAAAGGGCAGGAAAGUCAUCACAUGAAUGCGAUGUCUGUACCCUUCCUCUUUCUGGAAAAAAUAGAGGUCGUGAACAUGGUGCUGGAUGCGAAAAGUAUAGAAUAUGCUCAGCAUGUGAUCAUCUUGGAGCAAAGAGUGAGGACUUUACACAGAGAGACGCAUUUACAGGUUGA